AUGAAUACAACAAGGAAGAGUAGUUUUCGUAUAAAUGACCUUCUUGCGGCUUUUAAACAACCAAAUUUACCAGUGAAACAGUCAACUUCUAUUCCACCAUCAGUAUCACUUAAUUUAUUUCAAUCAAUUAGCCAACUUACAUCGAAUAAAGUUGAACUAAAUCCAUUUAUCUUUCCUGGCAUGAAUUUGCAUACUUAUUUCAAUAAUGUACAAUUAUUAAAGCAUUGCCGUCGUCGAAAAGCUCGGACCGUAUUUACGGAUCAACAAUUAAAUGAACUUGAAAAACGGUUUGAGAAUCAAAAGUAUCUAAGUACACCAGAUCGUUAUGACUUGGCUAAUUCGCUUAAUUUAUCAGAAGCACAGGUUAAAACAUGGUUUCAAAAUCGUCGAAUGAAAGAUAAAAAAGGGGCUCGUCGACAAAUGCAAAAUAUAUCGAAUAGACCAUUGUCAGAAGAUGGGGACGAAAAAAAUGAUAUUGACGUUGUGAGCAGUGAUGAUUGUUAA
Molecule: messenger RNA, 504 nt
Organism: Rotaria socialis
Lineage: Eukaryota; Metazoa; Rotifera; Eurotatoria; Philodinida; Philodinidae
Source: the annotation of a GenBank genome assembly